CCUCGUGCAGCAAACCCGAUUGGAAAUCCCGCAUUCCCGGGCAGGACAUCGACAGGAGGCAAGAACUGGAUAGGCUACAUGGUAUCCGACUUCAACCACACGCUCACUCUUGCCUAUGGCUUCGCAAGCUCUGGCGCUGUGGUGGACCCUCGCCUGGUUAAGCCAUAUCCUAGACACGCUUAUUGUUUCCAGCAUCAGAUCAGACAUUUCAACACGAGCAUCGGCAACAGACCUGACUAUGCCCCGUGGAAUGCUGACAACGCCGUCGCCGCCAUUUGGUUCGGUGUCAACGAUGUUCGACUGUCUUUCGAAAGGAAGAACAUAAAAAAACUCAUGAAAGCAACUGUGAAGCAACUAUUCGAGUUUACUCAUGAAUUACACAAGCUGGGGCUUCGGCAAUUUGUCUUCCUGGAAGUGCCUCGUGAGUUAUACCCCAUACGUCUUAUGGACGGGCAUGCUAAACAGACACCUAGCGCUUGA
Fusarium vanettenii 77-13-4 is the source of this 480-nucleotide messenger RNA. RefSeq lists its product as uncharacterized. The transcript has a single exon. The annotation marks the transcript as partial. The record is from RefSeq and is a predicted model, not a curated record. NCBI's taxonomy places the organism in Eukaryota, Fungi, Ascomycota, Sordariomycetes, Hypocreales, Nectriaceae.